AUGAGAUCGGCCGCUGCACAAACACUCCCGACUAGACCGUCCGAACAAGAGCUCAAACAUGCCUUAUCCAACAGCCUCGCAGGACACAACCACGUCUCCAGCUCCAGCAGAGCAGCACAGUCCAGAGCGAAGACCACAGACACAUCUGAUCCUAGUUCUGUGCAUCAUCAUGGCGAUAGUCGAGAAAAUGCAGAUAAAUGUGAUAUUGCCGAGGGCGCCUGGAAUCUGAACAACCCGGUGAAGGCCUCGAGGAGCCAUCAGGAGCUUCACAAAGAGCUGUUACUGGCCCACAAAAAGGGGCUGGUGGUGUGCUGUAAGCCGGAGCUUCAGAUGGUCCUGGAGAGGAGGAAGAGAGAGCAGAGUCAGAGAGAGGAGGGAGAGCAGAGCAGGAGUCCUCUGGAGCAGGUGCUGCAGGAACGCCAGCACAAACACCAGGAGAAGAUGAAGGAAGAGGAGCAGAGGAUGCACGAGGAGGUGCAGCUCUUGGAGUUUGUCCGAGUGAGACAGAACCUGAGGAAAGUCCACACAGCUCUACAGAAGAACCUUCACUCCUGAAUCUGACCACUAAACACAUGCUUCAUUUGCAAAUAAAGUACACAGUGUUUCAUUAUUUUCCUUAUUAUCUUGUUAAUUAACAUUUUUCACAGUCUGUUAGUUCAUUACACUUUUCAUUUGUGCUCUGCAAUAAUGAAAUAAUGUUCAAAUAACUCAAAUAACAUUAUUAUUAUUAUCAGUAGUACAAUCAUUGGUUGUUCCUAGUACUGUAUAACCAUAUGAAAUCGUCUGAAAUCUUUCUGUCAUUUUGUUGAGAGUGGCCUGUACAAAUCAGAUUUAUAGUAAAAAGCAAGGUCAUUAAAUAAAUAACACAAUUCUACCAUGGUACAUGUUAAUGAUAAUUUAAUAGUAGUAAAUAAUAACGAGGUAAAG
This is a messenger RNA of Carassius gibelio (silver crucian carp), 927 nucleotides long. Its product is annotated as protein FAM107B-like. Bases 1 to 555 code for a protein of 184 amino acids. Lineage: Eukaryota; Metazoa; Chordata; Actinopteri; Cypriniformes; Cyprinidae. Gene Ontology annotation, cellular component: synapse; stress fiber; neuron projection. Gene Ontology annotation, biological process: actin filament polymerization; regulation of actin cytoskeleton organization; actin filament bundle assembly. The record is from RefSeq and is a predicted model, not a curated record. The transcript has 4 exons.